Molecule: messenger RNA, 1644 nt
Organism: Fulvia fulva
Lineage: Eukaryota; Fungi; Ascomycota; Dothideomycetes; Mycosphaerellales; Mycosphaerellaceae
Exons: 1
Coding region: 1-1644 (547 amino acids)
Source: RefSeq, a predicted model, not a curated record
AUGGCUGACGAGACAAUACCACCGAGUCCGCCUGAGAGCAGUGUCGCAAGUCCCGAAGAAAGAGCUGGCUCGCCGUCUCCCAGCGUUGAUGCCUCACUAGCUCUCGAUGCUGUGCCGCUGCUGGACUGCUCCCGGUCGGUGUCAACUCCCUCCAGCACCUCCGGGUCCACAAUCUCCCGGCGAUCACGAAACUCGAGACUCAGCGAUGGAGGAGCAACAGUGGUCAGAAGGAGAGGCUAUGUACGGCCACAAGGGACGUUGUUCGCCGAUUCCGCUCGCAACAGGGAUAGUGUGAUGAGCUUGGGAAGCAUCGCCCAUAUGCAAUACUACUUCGCCAGGACGGGCCUGCUAGAUGGGAAGGGAGCACAGCUCGCAAAGGAGGAACGCAAGAAGAAUGCGUCUUACGACGAUAAGGAGAACAAGGCACCUUUCAUGUUCCGUGGUAGCACGAUCGAUGACUACAACAUCGGCAGGCUGUCACUAGGGGAAAGUGGUGCUGCGUAUGCAAAGUCUGACCCAGGAGCCGACGAUCUGGUCGAGGGCCCGGCCGAUAUACACGCCAAAGGUGAGAUCUGGGCAGACUGGAGUGACCCCAUCAUGCUACCGCCUACUGUCAGCACUUAUAAAGUCAAGCCGGAAUACGUGGAGCCUCUCCCUGAUAUGCCAGUCCUUCGAAGAGAGCUCAAGGAAGCACUACAAGAUGCCCUUAAAGUGCUCGAAGAGACACAGAAACGUGAAGAUGCCGAACGACCCAAUGUUGCAGAGGACAGUGGCUUCUAUGAGAUCCAGGGUCUGCACUUGUUGGACAUCAUCACCUUGGCUAUCCGUGCCGCGAAGAACUACUACACAGCUCAUACAAAUCCCCAGAAGCUGUAUGCCAUCAAGUCGGAAAAGGAGAUCCGGGCAGAGCUGUACCAGGUUCUCGAUGUGCUGAAACGUAUGGCAAGUCGCAAUUUCCGAGGUGGGAUCCGGCUGGAAGAGCUUGUCUCGAUCAUCACCUGGAUCGAAAGUAUCGACAAGUUGUGGAAGAAGGAAGAGGCGCAGGAGGAAGCCGAGGCGGCGGAAAGGGCAUCGUGGUCGUGGAGGGAGAGCGAUUGGACUAGCCGAGAGCGCGAACGCGAAUGGCUGUUUAUGAGGUCCUUCGAUCAAGACGAGCCAGCGCUACCACAGUGGCCGGAAUCGAGUGACGACCAGCAAUUGCCCAACGACUUCCUCACCACACUACAAGAUGGUCAGCGCCUGGUCAAACUCCACAACGCCCUUGUCGCCAGAAGCAAACGCAAAUUCCACGAAAUCAAAACCUGGCAUACCGAUGUCGCCAAACCCUAUCGCAUGGCCGAGAACCUGCUAUACUGGAGCAAAGCCGCCGAGCUCAGAUGGGAGACCAUUCUGACAGUUCCUGCUCUUGAUAUCGUCCACGGCAAAGACGACGCAACGUGGAAGAUGUUCGACGAAGCCAUCUUCAAAUGGUGUCAAGCCGUCAGAACAGAGUUGACGGAAGAAUGGGACGAAGAAGCCCGAAAUCAAGAACGCAAACGGCCUCCGGAGUUGAAGAUCGACGGAGCCGUGGAAGAUGAUCCCUGUGGCGGAGCGGAGCAGGAUGAUAGUGGCGUCGAGGGCUUGAACAUGGCAGCUGCAGCAUAG